Hippopotamus amphibius kiboko is the source of this 3213-nucleotide messenger RNA. It is a transcript of the gene TK2, whose product is annotated as thymidine kinase 2. The record is from RefSeq and is a predicted model, not a curated record. Gene Ontology annotation, cellular component: cytoplasm; mitochondrion. Gene Ontology annotation, biological process: nucleobase-containing compound metabolic process. Gene Ontology annotation, molecular function: ATP binding; deoxynucleoside kinase activity. Lineage: Eukaryota; Metazoa; Chordata; Mammalia; Artiodactyla; Hippopotamidae. The transcript has 11 exons. The coding region runs from base 944 to 1450 and encodes 168 amino acids.
CUCAGUUGCCCUCGCUGGCGUCCCGGAUGCGGCCAUCAGCCCCACUUCCCGCCCUCGACUCGUGGAACCGGCCUGAACCCGAAACCCCUCCUCCGGGGCGCCGGGAUUUCCUCGGGCGGCCUGGGGGAGGGGCGGGGCGGUCGCCGGCGGAUUCCCCAGACGCCAGCUGGCGGGGAGUGGGUGGGGCCCAGCUCUUGUUCGGAGCUGGGGAGCCUCUAAAGGGCGGGAAGAACCCCCCUCCCCGAGGGUUCCGGUGCCAUUCCUGGGCCCGUUCUUUUGGCCUUGGGGGAGAUGCCAGCGAGCGGUGGGUGGGUUAGGCUCGGUCCCCUCCUUCUCUCACUGGGGGUGGAGGCCCUCCCCUUCAGAAAUGAGAGCCCCCGUUGUAGGCAGAUUGUGGCGUUCUUUGGCCUCGGGCUGUUCAGUGGCACCUGAGAACCUGCUGUGGGGCGGUUGGGACGCGAACCUGAGUCCUGUGCUGAAACCCGCCCGCCAGCCAUUCUUACCCAGGAGCUACGAGUGGUGGCCACUCUGGUUUUAACUAGCCGGACACCCAUCCGUGAGGAUUAUAAAUAUAAAAUGUGUGGAAAAUGGAAAGCGUAACAUACUAAGUGAACAAAGCUGAGCACAGUUGGGGCCUAGACGUGCCAACAGGACCCUGGCGGCAGUUUCAGUGUCCCACAGAUAAAGAUAGAGAAAAUGAAAAAGAGAAAAAAUCAGUGAUCUGUGUUGAGGGCAAUAUUGCAAGUGGGAAGACGACGUGCCUGGAGUUCUUUUCCAACACAACAGACAUUGAGGUGUUAACGGAGCCUGUGCCCAAGUGGAGAAAUGUCCGAGGCCACAAUCCUCUGGGGUGGGCCCAGCAAACGGGCUGUGAUGUGCCUGUGCCCCUCCCACCUCCUUCCCUGUUCAGAAGGCUCAGCUCUGGCUGCUUGAAGAGGGUCUGAUGUACCAGGAUGCCUGUCGAUGGGGCCUCACACUGCAGACGUACGUGCAACUCACCAUGCUGGACCAGCACACUCGUCCACAGACGUCGCCUGUACGGUUGAUGGAGCGGUCGAUCCACAGCGCGAGAUACGUUUUUGUAGAAAACUUGUAUAGAAGUGGGAAGAUGCCAGAGGUAGACUACGUGGUCCUGUCGGAAUGGUUUGACUGGAUUGUGAGGAACAUCGACGUGUCCAUUGACUUGAUAGUGUAUCUCCGGACCACUCCUGAGACCUGUUACCAGAGGUUAAAGAUGAGAUGCAGAGAGGAGGAGAAGGUCAUUCCCCUGGACUACCUGGAUGCUAUUCACCACCUGUAUGAGGAGUGGCUCAUCAAAGGGAGCCUGUUCCCUGUGACGGCGCCUGUUCUGGUGAUUGAGGCUGACCACAACAUGCAGAAAAUGUUAGAACUCUUUGAACAAAACCGGCACCGAAUACUAACUCCAGAGGAUCGGAAGCUUGGGCCAUAGGAUGGGGAAGACCGUGCCAGAGAAAUGCCCACUGCUGCCAACUUAGCUCUCAGGAGCAAUUUGGAAAAAUCCACUUUCUGGAGGGCUUUCUAUCUGGCCACAUUUGUCUUCCUAAUGGUCUUCUCUCCUUUGCCGGUGUCUUUAUCCUGGGAUUCUAGCCCUCAUGGGUAAAUGACAUAGUGGGACCAAUGGGUUUGUCGUUCCCUUUGGUGUCGCAGCCUUGCAUUCUCCUGGUGCUGCCCCCUGGUGGUUUUGCGCCGCUGGAUCCCUCUAAGUUAGGGAAGAGCCACCUGACUUACGCUGGGCUCGUGGUCUCUAUCCCUUCAGAACAUUCAGGAAGUUGAGGUAGUGGUACAUCCCAGGGGAGGAAGUUGGAAGCUCAAACAGGCUAAGGGACUCCCCGGGGUCACACAGCCAGUGACAGGGGAGUUAGCACCAUUCAGACUUUUGGCAGCUUCCAAAUGAUCUCUUGCCCCAGGCUGCCUCCUCCCGAGAGCCCUGCCUUCCCUGCUGGAGACCUUCACACGUGGGGGGGCCAGCAGUGCGUGCAGCCAGCGUCAUCAUUUUCUCAUGAUUUGAACAGUUCUUGAGAACAGUUAGCAUUUCUAGGCUUUCACAAAAUGAUGCCGUGUUUGGCUUGAGCCCAGCGUUCAGUGGUUCCCUAGCAGGAGGCUGAUGUGGCACUUAGCACCUCACCAUCAGGACUUCCCCGGCCUUAAGAGAGUCAUGGUUUGCUCCUGAAUGGUGCUCAGUCUCCUUGGUGAUGAAGGUCCUGCUUGAGCUGCUGCCGAUUCCCCGUCAGGGCAAUGGCUGGUGGCCCUGGCUUGUGUGCCCAGUGCUGCACUGGGGCGGGGGGCUGCCAGCCUGGCUUCUGAGGCUCCCUUCCUCCGUAGUGGCCUUGUGAGAGGAGCUUCACCCUUGGAAUUCCUGGGAGUUUGUGGCUCAGGGGAGAGACACAAGUGGGCUGAAGUCUUUUUGAAGUGUUUUUCCAUCCAAAGGGACACCGUGGGCCGUAGAGCUUGAACCAUCUUUAUUAGUUCAGAGAGUAUCUUAGCUGUGCUCAGCUGUAACAAUGCAUUGAAGACACGGCUGUCUCCUGAGUCAAGUAGGAAGCAAGAAAAAGGAAGGACAUUCUCUUCAGGGACAGUCUGGACAGGAAAGUGAGGGCUUGCAAGCAAAGGCUCUUGGAGCACUGGAGCUCCUGAAUUUUGGAGGUGGGUGGAGAGAGCUUCCAGAAGGCUGUUUGCACACACGGGGAAGGAUUCAUUAUGAACUUGGGGGAAAACGGGCCUUGGCCUCUCCCGAGCGGUGAUUGGUGUACCUGAAGGUGGAAGGCCUCGUCCCAGCCUCUGUGUGAGUGUGGCCGCCUGUGCGUGCAGCUCUCUGAUGCUAAAUAGCAGACUGGUGGCCCUGGUGGCCCGGGCCCAGAGGCAGCGCCAGGAGGCAGCGCCAGCACUCUGGCUCCCGGCCCCUCCUGGCUGGACUGACUCCUGGGCCGUGUGUGCAGGGUAAGGACGGCAGCCCGGUGGGGACGUAUCUCUCAGCGCAGAUGUCAGUGAUGGACCAGAAACCUGGGGGAGGCAAAGCCUCUGCUACCAGGCAUCUGGACAUGCUGGGACCAUCUUUGGGACUUCGCAAACAAACGGUCUAGUUUUCCCCAUAGCUCAAUUUGAGCAUCUGUCUUGGGGGAAAUGUGAUUAAAAAGAAACAAACAAAAAAAACUUGCUCUGUGAUAGCCAAUAAAUCCUUCACUGAAAACCUGA